This is a messenger RNA of Tupaia belangeri chinensis (Chinese tree shrew), 839 nucleotides long. Its product is annotated as 3 beta-hydroxysteroid dehydrogenase/Delta 5-->4-isomerase-like. The transcript has a single exon. Gene Ontology annotation, biological process: steroid biosynthetic process. Gene Ontology annotation, molecular function: oxidoreductase activity, acting on the CH-OH group of donors, NAD or NADP as acceptor. NCBI's taxonomy places the organism in Eukaryota, Metazoa, Chordata, Mammalia, Scandentia, Tupaiidae. Bases 1 to 561 code for a protein of 186 amino acids. The record is from RefSeq and is a predicted model, not a curated record.
AUGUAUAUCUAUGGGGAAGGAAGUCCAUUCAUUUAUAGGUCUAUAGAAAAUGCCCUGAAGAGCAAUGGCAUCAUAUCAAAUGUUGGUUGGCUUUCCACAGUCAACCCAGUCUAUGUGGACAACGUAGCCUGGGCCCACAUUCUGGCCUCGAGGGCCCUGCUGGACCCCAAAAAGGCCUCAAGCAUCCAAGGGAAGUUUUACUACAUCUCAGAUGACACGCCUCACCAAAGCUAUGAUGACCUCAAUUACAACCUGAGCAAAGACUGGGGCCUCUCUGUUGACUCUGGACCAAGAAUGCCUCUGUGUGUGCUCUACUGGAUUGCCUUCCUGCUGGAAACUGUGAGCUUCCUACUGCGUCCAAUUUACAAAUAUCGACCCCCUAUCACCCGCCACGUGCUGACCUUGGCUAACAGUGUGUUUACUUUCUCCUACAAGAAAGCUGAGCGAGAACUAGGGUAUAAGCCACUCUUCAGCUGGGAGGAAGCCAAGCAGAGAACCUCAGAGUGGAUUGGUAGCCUGGUGAAAGAGUACGAGAAGAGCCUGAAGCCAAAGACUCAGUGAUGUGAGAAUAACAGGAAUGAGGAUGUGUGAGAUGUCUGACAAGCUCUCCCCUUCUGGAUUCCUAGAGAAAGUGACAUGGGCGCAAACUUAGGUGCUACUGCCUCCCUCUUCCCCAAUGGCCCACUGACUAUCUUCUAUUGCUACCAGAAAACUUCCCUGCCACUCACCCAGCCAGAAACAUCCGCCCUACCCAUCCACCAGAGGACUAGGCAAGGUUUGCAUCAGCUGCCUUUCCUCCCUUAAAUAAUAAAUCACGUAUCUUCUAUCUUAAAAACUCC